Messenger RNA from Macroventuria anomochaeta, 1671 nucleotides. RefSeq lists its product as uncharacterized. Gene Ontology annotation, biological process: inner mitochondrial membrane organization. Bases 1 to 1671 code for a protein of 556 amino acids. The record is from RefSeq and is a predicted model, not a curated record. Gene Ontology annotation, cellular component: mitochondrial inner membrane. Lineage: Eukaryota; Fungi; Ascomycota; Dothideomycetes; Pleosporales; Didymellaceae. The transcript has 2 exons.
AUGCCACCGCCUGCAACCGAGCAGAAGCCAAAACCAGCUCUAUCUGCAGACAGCACACCAGAGCAGCUGAUAGAACGGCAAGAACGCCUGAGGAGGGAAUGGGAGGAGCAGCAGAGAAAGAGAGAAGAGGAGGCUCUGCGGAAGAAGCAGCAGCAGGAGGAGGAAGCUCGACGUAAGAGAGAAGAGGAAGCUCUGCGAAAGAAGAGGGAAGCAGAGGCCUUGCGAAAGAAACAGGUGGAAGAAGCUACACGGAAGAAGCAGGAGCAGGAAGCUCUACACAAGGCACAACAGUCCACCCAGUCGAAGCCUACGCCUGCUCCACAGAAAGCUGCCACGCCAGAGCUCGUCUCAGAGCCCUCUUCGCCGGUGGAGACGCAGAUACCUGUACAGAGAGAACCGGUCAUCAGCCAAGACAAAGAUGAUGUCGUUGACAAUGUCAAGCGUGUACCUGACGAGCAACUCCCUUCGCACCAGGAACGACAAAGAUCGGAUUUCGAAAAGCGCUUCACGGCCUUGAUGGAUGAGCUACUGCCCAAGAUUGCUGUGGUCACACAAAAGGUCAACACCUACACUGGAACGGACUACUCAGGCGUCGAGGCUUUGAGGAGGGAGAUUCAGGAGCAAGAGAAGCUUGUCAAAGCUCGCCGCCUUGCGAUCGACUCCACCAAAGAAGCUCUCGAUGCUGCUCUCGAACAGCAGGCCGUCUCGCAGAAAGAGGUCGUUGCCCUCCUCGAACGAAAGCACUCCUGGUCGUCAAGUGAUCUCGAACGCUACAUGUCCUUGAUCCGCUCCGAACACAUCAACGACAAAGCUGUAAGGGAGGCCAAAGAAGCUGUUGAGGCUGCCGAGAAUGCAUUGGAAGAGGCACGAAGCUACCUAGAGAAGAGGGAGCGUGCGCAAUACCAUGAAGAGCAGAUUUGGAGUGACACCAUCCGAAGGAACAGCACUUGGGUCACAUUCGGUCUGAUGGGUGUCAACAUCUUCCUUUUACUUCUGAGUCUACUGAUUCUCGAGCCAUGGCGAAGAAGGCGGAUGGUCAGAGAAAUCAAGACCGCACUGGAAGCACAGAAGGUCACUGCUGAGGCAGCACCCGCUCCUACCUUUGCGACCGCAUACGUCGCAGCCAAUCCUGCUACCGAACCAUCAAGUGUUGCCACAGCUACGCCAGCGGCUCCAGCGCAGAAGCCUGCAGAGCCGGAGGCGGUGGUGGAGAAGGUCGCUGAACCGACAAGCACACCUGCACACGCUGCAUCGCUUAUCGUCGCUGAACCCAACAUCAAUGAGUCGCCAACUGCAGGAACAGAGGUACCGUUACAUAUUACAGACGAGGAUGGCACUCAGAUCGGGAACAUCAUCGAGGAGGUUGUGGAACCUGCAGUCGACCCUGCAGUCCCUGGUGCCGCACCGUUGAUGCCUGGGAACGUCCAGGCCUCGCCGCAAGAGACCAUCAACAUUGAGGAAGAAAUGAGGGAGCCAUUGUCGACAAGCGACAAGAUCUGGGCCAAGCUCGGAUUAUGGCAAAGCAAGGCUGCUGUCAUCGCGGAAGAUAUCGUGAGCGAUCGACCCAUCUCGAUGCGGAGAGUCGACUUCACAACUGCUAUAUUGCAAGGUGCCGCUGCAGGAGCGAUCAUCGCAGCAGCCGCCAUUGCUAUGCUGCUAAGGCCCAACUAA